CGGAAAUGUUGCCAGUUACACCUUCAUUAGUACACCCGUUCGUGCACGUUUGCGCGUCCGUCGCUUCGGCACGUUUGCGAUUACACGCUAUAAGUUGCGAGUGAUGUCGAAAUAACCCGGGCUGAUUGCAACUCGUUGUUGUUCACACUCGUUCUGUCGUUGACACGUGGUGUACAUCAUGGGGAGCACGGACACUACGGCGAAAUUGCUCAACGAUAACUACGAGAUUGACGAGUACGGAGCUAACCUGAAAAUUCUACCCUGCAACAACCAGGUGAAAGAGUUGCAAACUAUUUUGCGGGAUAAGAAUACUACGAGAAGUGAUUUCAAAUUCUACGCCGACCGUUUGAUCAGGCUAGUCAUUGAAGAGAGUUUGAACCAAUUGCCUUUUACAAAAUGUGUGGUGACAACACCGACCGGUGCCAAAUACAAAGGUUUAAAGUAUCAGAAGGGAAAUUGUGGUGUAUCUAUAGUGAGAAGUGGUGAGGCUAUGGAACAGGGUCUAAGGGAUUGUUGUCGUAGUAUCAGAAUUGGUAAGAUAUUGGUAGAAAGCGAUAUUGACACGCAUGAAGCUAGAGUAGUUUAUGCUAAAUUCCCAGAUGAUAUAUCCGAGAGAAAGGUCUUAUUGAUGUAUCCAAUAAUGAGUACAGGAAACACUGUCAUAAAAGCUAUAGCUGUGCUUAAAGAACAUAACGUGCUCGAAGAAAAUAUCAUCCUGUCAAAUUUGUUUUGUACACCAAUCGCAGCCAAAUCUCUAGUCACUGCCUUCCCUAAGAUGAAGAUCUUAACGUCAGAGAUCCAUACAGUUGCGCCAAAUCAUUUUGGACAAAAAUACUUUGGAAAAAACACUAUACGCAAUGAAGAUGCUUAUGAUCCAAGACUCUCACAUCUUUUAAAGGCUGUACUCGUGUUGUAGUGGAGACACCAAAUAUACAAGAGAAAUAUAAUUGAGGAUGUAGUAUCAUUAGACUUCAAUUGAACUGAUCAAAUUUAACUUAUUUAGAAUAUAAUGAAUGUCCUUAUAUCUUGAGUAAAUCAAUCAGAUUAUUUUUACCUUGAGAAAGGAUAAAGAAUAUUUUUAGAUAUUGUAUACCAAGAACUAUAUAUUACGUGUAGCUAGUUUUUAUAACGCUUUUGAAAAAGACCAGCGUAUAGGCUGCUUUAUUUGUUAUAAGAAUUUUAUCUAUAUUUGAGUAUCAUAUAUCUACAUGUGUACUUACCUUAUUUAAUAAUAGAAACAGACUUAAUAAAUUCCUCAAAAUAGAUAUUGUUACUUUAUACGUCAUACAAUAUUUAUUAUUUAGUAAAAUAUAUUAGAAAUAAAUUUUAAGGAUAUAUAAACGGAAUCUUAAACUUGAAUCAUUGUAUUUAUUAAUAAAUUCUUGUAUGUAUGUAACAAUGAUUGCUGUUGAGCCGUGUGUGUGUGUGUGUGUGAUGCGUGUAAUGAAUAUUAUUUUGUAAAUAUGGUUAUAUCUAAUGAUUAUAUAUCUAAUAUAAUAUGUUAAAAUUUAUUUUAACAUUAAUAUUUAAUCUUUAUUGUUACCGUCCCCUGCUCUUCAUCCUUGUAAUGAGAAAGACAUGUCAACAUGAAUAAAACUUUGCUCUCUUUGAUUGUAGCAGUAAAUUAUAUAUAUAUAUAUCAUGUGCGAUAUCAAUAAUAGAUAUAUCAUGUUGAAGAAUAGAAAUAUAAUAGCAAAAAUAACUUUUUAUUUCAUUUAUUUAUUUAUAACAAAGCAACUUGUAGCAAAUAUUGGGUAAAGCUUAAUUCUUUUGUGAUGGAAGUAUCGUUUCAACGAUGUAGAUAAGCAAUAAAAUAUUUACGCAAGAUAUUCUUGCUGAGCGUAGGAAGAAAAUGUCAUGACUAAAAAUAA
This is a messenger RNA of Vollenhovia emeryi, 1871 nucleotides long. RefSeq names its product uracil phosphoribosyltransferase homolog (gene kri). The record is from RefSeq and is a predicted model, not a curated record. NCBI's taxonomy places the organism in Eukaryota, Metazoa, Arthropoda, Insecta, Hymenoptera, Formicidae. The coding region runs from base 179 to 916 and encodes 245 amino acids. The transcript is spliced from 8 exons.